Molecule: messenger RNA, 3200 nt
Organism: Cylas formicarius (sweet potato weevil)
Lineage: Eukaryota; Metazoa; Arthropoda; Insecta; Coleoptera; Brentidae
Product: UNC93-like protein
Exons: 9
Coding region: 331-2376 (681 amino acids)
Biological process (GO): regulation of muscle contraction; regulation of potassium ion transport
Cellular component (GO): plasma membrane; striated muscle dense body
Molecular function (GO): potassium channel regulator activity
Source: RefSeq, a predicted model, not a curated record
UAAAGUGUUUAUCCCGGGCCGCGGCGUUAUUAAAAAAAAAUGGAAAAAGAACUGUGUACACACACACACACGUAGUCUAUUUGUUGUCGCGGUUAAUCGAUUCAACGGAGACAGAAAAUUAGUCGUUUCUGUUUACACGCAGUAAAUUUAUCUGCCGCUUGGGCAGAAUUAUCCAGAGUUCAUUGGUGUCACCAUCACAGAUCUGUUCGGUCAGCUCUCAGUCAGUCGGUAUUGUGUUCGGCACGUGACCGGGAGUUCUCGCGUGCUUGUGGCUCUUGUGCAUCGCGUUUAUGCCUUGUCGGGUGGUUAUACUUUACCACAAGCGCAACGAUGGGUUUGGACGCGAAAAAAACCAGCGACGAUAGCGCAGACAAUCCGAAAGAAACGGUACGCGCGGUGGUCAACGAUGCCAAAAGUUUCAGCCCCGGCAAAAGGAAACACCAGUCCGAGCACGACUUGAAGUCGAAAGGUUUCGAUUUCGGCCGGAGGAACCAUUCAGAGCACGACAUGAAGCUCAAGGUGUUUGAUCACGGCAAGCGGAAGCACUCGGAGCUCGACCUAAAGACUAUUCGCUCCGAUCACGACUUGAAGGGCAAACACUCUAACCAGGACAAGUUGGAGGAACCGUCGUGUUCUAUACCGAGAAAUUUGUCCGUGAAGAGUUUCUAUUGGGUUAUCGUGAACAGCAUGAUCGAGGAGGGUGACCGCGGGCACGACAUGACCGCGGGAUUCGACUCCAGCGGCGCGAAUGCCAACGGGGAUGCCACCAAACGCAACGAGGAUGGCGUCUAUACCGUGUCCGUCACGGGGGGCUACGAAAAUGAGGGAUUCAAGGGCGAGGGAGACCUGGGGCCCCCGAUCAAGCCUCCCAGAGAGAUCACCGACGAGGAGGCCUCGCAACAGGGCAAGUUCAAAAUGUCGACGAAAGAAAAGUGGCGGAUCCUCAAAAACGUUUCAGCCAUCUCGUGCGCGUUCAUGAUCCAAUUCACAGCCUUUCAGGGAACGGCCAAUCUUCAAAGCAGUAUUAACGCCAAAGACGGUCUGGGAACAUUGUCCCUCAGCUCGAUAUUCGCAGCUCUUGUAGUCAGUUGUAUAUUUGUACCCUCGUUCUUAAUCAAACGGCUCACGGUCAAGUGGACGCUAUGCGUCUCGAUGCUCUGCUACGCCCCUUACAUCGCGGCACAAUUCUACCCCAAAUUCUACUCCUUGAUACCGACCGGGAUACUCGUGGGUAUCGGGGCGGCGCCCAUGUGGGCAUCGAAAGCAACUUACCUGACGCAAGCGGCCAGCGUUUACGCGAAGCUGACCGAUCAGCCCGUAGACGCCAUCAUCGUCAGGUUCUUCGGGUUCUUCUUUUUGGCGUGGCAGACGGCCGAGUUGUGGGGAAAUCUGAUCUCUUCACUUGUGUUAAGCAAUCCCCAUGGGGCGGGGUCAAGUUCCAACCACACCGAUUAUGACUCUUGCGGUGCCAACUUCUGUGUGUCUGCGAUCGGGUCUAACGAGAACCUGGAUAGACCUGCAGAUUCGGAAAUCUACGAAAUCAUGGGGAUCUACCUCGCAUGUAUAUUCAUCGCGAUCGCCCUGAUCGUCUUUCUAGUGGAUCCGCUUUCCCGGUAUGGCGAGAAACAGAGGCGAAACAGCGCGGUGGAACUCACCGGUAUCCAGCUUCUGUCGGCUACGGCAUACCAACUCAAGAAACCCUACCAACAACUCCUAAUUCCAAUCACCAUUUACAUCGGUAUGGAACAGGCGUUCAUAAGCGCUGACUUCACGCAAUCUUACGUAUCCUGCGCAUUGGGUGUAUCGAAUGUAGGAUUUGUCAUGAUCUGUUUCGGAGUGGUGAACGCACUCUGCAGUUUGCUGUUCGGCAGCGUCAUGAAGUACGUCGGAAGAGUGCCGAUAAUGAUUUUGGGCGUGUGCGUCCACGCCGGUCUACAAGCCUGGCUCCUCAUCUGGAGGCCCCAUCCGCUCACCCCGCUCUCAUUCUUCAUGGCUUCCGGGCUGUGGGGUGUCGGCGACGCAGUGUGGCAAACUCAAGUCAACGGCCUCUACGGCGCCCUUUUUAGGCGCAACAAGGAAGCCGCUUUUUCAAAUUACCGACUCUGGGAGUCAGUAGGUUUUGUGGUCGCCUACGCCUAUUCUACGCAGCUGUGCGCGCGCAUGAAGCUCUAUGUGCAGCUCGCCAUCCUCGUCGUUGGCUUCCUUUUGUACUGCAUCGUCGAAAUCCAUCACAUGCGCAAGGUAAGAAGACAAAAGGAGAAAGAGAAGAAGGCCGCCGAAUUGGCGGCAAGCAAGAAGAUUGCGGAACUCGAACCGGAAACGACGGACGACGAAAAAGACGACAUCGACGAUGAAAUUAUCGUCACUCAUUUGUAGAACACGUAUUUAAUAGGCAUUCCAUUUUUGGAUAUCGAUAUUCCACAUUCGGUACACUGUUUUGGAGAGGAUCGUGGGGCCAGUGUCAACAUUUUCAACAAUGUUCGAGUAGAUCAGUAUUUCCCAUGCAUUAGAUCAACUAAAUUUUAAACAUAUAUAUAUGAGGAUAUAGCAAAAUAAUGUGGGCUUGCCGAUUGCAAACGUUACGUGUAAUUGUUAUACGGACAAGAUAGGUAUGCGUAGACUUCACCGGGGCCCUAGCUAUUUAAGCGUCCAGUUUUCAGUAAACAAAUACUUUUACGCGUAUUAAUGUUUAUCAUUGCAUUUUAUCUGUGAUGGUGAAUGGAACGCUAACAUGUCUGUCACAGUAUACCUAUCUAUUUCAAUAGAGCUUGCCUUUUAUUGUAAAAAGGAUUUAUUCUCAAAGUAACAUUUUGUGAUAAAUUCUUAUUGAAAUAAACUCUAAACAUACUGCGUAUUUAUUUCCUGGAUAUAGUUCCCGAUUUUAUGUCAGUGCCAUUAAAUUUUCGUUUUUAGAUACCUAUACCUAUAUACACCACAUUCUAUUUUUCAAUGACAUAUAUCUGCUCACUUUGAGAACCUUUCGUAGGCGUAGGGUAUUUUUCGUUUGUUAUUUAGUUUAUUUAUAUAAUUUUAUUUCCCCAUAAAGUUACUGUUAUAUUCGUGUGAUUGUGUACAGAAAACUUAUGUUUAGCAUUAGAGUUAGCAGAGAUUAUGUAAUAUAGAAACUUAUAUAGCAAUGUAAAUUUAGUAGAGCCAUGCUGAAUAAUAAUAAAGAGAUUCCAGUAUAUGCUUAGGUCUUU